GUGGAAGCUUUGAAAAGGCCAGGGCUGCUGGUCAGGGUCAUAAGCUCGGGAAGGGAUGAGCCGGCGCGGAAGGGGUGGCGACGGGAGUGAGGCGGAGGCUUUAAGCGUUUAAACAUUAGAACUAAAAAAUGAUUUAGAGUGGUGAUGCUUCGCUGCUCCUCGCAACUCAAAGAAUCGGUGACAAUUUUUAUCAGCAGAAAGAAUAAGCUCGGGAGAUUCAGAGACUUAACAUCACCAGUAAUGGAAAACGAAGCAGAAAACAAAGUCUAUGUUCACUAUAAUCACAGCGAUUCUUGCAGUUCUGCGAGGUGGACUGCUAGGGAGAGCUACCGGUUCAUGUACGACCGGGCUUGGCAGGAUGUUAUCGAUUUUUAUUCCAAUGUGGUCAACGGCCGCUUAACCUUGUCGACGUUGUUCGGCACUGAGGCAGGUAUUCAUGAUGAUUCUAAAACAGUAGAGGUUUCUGAUGAGAAGGAGGAAAGGUCUGGAAGAUGGGAAAGAGUAACAUUCAAGAUAAUUGUUUCAUACAAUGGAGGUGCAUUUGAUGGAUGGCAGAAGCAGCCUGGUUUGAACACUGUACAGGAAAUAGUUGAAAGAUCUCUUGGGAGAUUUGUUGAUGAGAAGAAAGCACAGCUUUUGAAGGAAAAAUCUAAACCAUUGGAAGGUUGUGCCGUGGUUGCUGGACGCACUGACAAAGGAGUGUCUGCUAUUCAACAAGUUUGUUCUUUCUAUACUUGGAGAAAGGAUGUUAAGCCUUGUGAUAUUGAAGAUGCAAUCAACAGUGUGGCACCUGGAAAACUCAGGGUCGUAUCAGUUUCUGAGGUUUCGCGUGUAUUCCAUCCUAACUUCUCUGCAAAAUGGAGGCGCUACUUGUAUAUUUUUCCUUUGAGCAAUCAAGAAAUUGAGAAACAAAGCUGUGAGAACGAGAAGGAAGUUGAGAAUUUUAUUUCUGAUGGAAAUUAUAAUGAGCAAAGAAAUGGGUAUCUUAAAGACAUUAGUUGGGAAAAUGUUGAGAACUUAAUUAUCAGCAAUAAUAUGGGGCUUGGAGCAGCAAACAAGCCAACCAGGUUCAGUAUAUGCAGGGUUAAUCAGUUUCUACAGCAACUAGAAGGAAAAUUAUUAUCAUACAAAAUGUUUGCACGUGACACCAAAGCUUCUAGAAACAUAGGACCACCAACGGAGUGCUUCAUGUACCAUGCUCGAGCUGCAGAAGCAAGAAUACCCUGUUCUGUAAAUGAUCAUGGGGAAGGAAGGAAGGUCAUGUGUGUCGAGCUAGUUGCUAAUCGAUUCCUACGCAAGAUGGUUCGUGUGCUUGUGGCAACCUCAAUAAGGGAGGCAGCUGCCGGAGCAGAAGAAGAUGCACUGCUGAAACUGAUGGGGGCUACCUGUAGACGUGCAACGGCACCCCCUGGGCCCCCUGAUGGAUUAUGCCUUGUUGAUGUUGGAUAUACGGAAUUUGACCCACAAAAUUGCCUCCUUUCAUAAGCUGGAGACAUGGCCAUCUAUCUAAAAGGAUUUUUUGGUAGAAAACAACAAAAAUGAGUUGAAUUUGUAUGCAGACGGAGAGUGUCACAUGCCUUACUAGCCAAAAAAUCAUGCCAUAACCUAUGAAUCUAAUGAUCCAUGCAAGGACAUCAGGUUUGUCUCAGUUUCUGUUUGGUUCAUUAUAUCUUUUUGUAAAUGGGAUGCUGAAGCGGCGGCCUGUGUGGGCUUCAUAAUAUUUAUUUUUUCGUCAAAUGGAAGUUUAAUUCUAACGUUA
Molecule: messenger RNA, 1759 nt
Organism: Theobroma umbraticum
Lineage: Eukaryota; Viridiplantae; Streptophyta; Magnoliopsida; Malvales; Malvaceae
Product: Pseudouridine synthase family protein
Biological process (GO): tRNA pseudouridine synthesis
Molecular function (GO): RNA binding; pseudouridine synthase activity
Source: RefSeq, a predicted model, not a curated record